Messenger RNA from Setaria italica (foxtail millet), 1928 nucleotides. RefSeq names its product protein IQ-DOMAIN 1. The transcript is spliced from 5 exons. The record is from RefSeq and is a predicted model, not a curated record. The coding region runs from base 290 to 1618 and encodes 442 amino acids. Lineage: Eukaryota; Viridiplantae; Streptophyta; Magnoliopsida; Poales; Poaceae. Gene Ontology annotation, molecular function: protein binding.
CAGCGCUGAGCGCUGCUCCUCCGCUCCGCUUGCUUGACCGCUUCCCUCCAUUUCGAAUUUCAAAUCCCCACCCAGACACAGCGCCUCCCUAUCCCCCACUGCAAAGCCAAAGCACGCGCACGCCGCCCAUUUGUCUCGCCUCGCUCUUGUUCUUGCCAAAGGCUGCUGCAGUGUGGGGUGCCGCUCCGCUGCGUGUUCUUGUGUCUGUCGCCCACCACUUCCUUCUUGGGAGAAAUCCGCCGCCUGCGGUUGCCGCCGCCGCCGCGGUUCUUGGCGAGAGGAGGAGCAGAUGGGAGGGUCCGGGAAGUGGGUCAAGUCGCUGAUAGGGCUCAAGAAGCCGGAGAAGGAAGACGGCAAGGACAAGCUGCAAAUCCCCUCUGUCCAUGGAGGAUUGCGAGGCAAGGGGCGGAAGUGGAAGCUGUGGCGGAGCUCCUCCGGCGACCACGGCUCCUUGUGGCGCGGCUCGAGAGGCGGCAGCCACCGCUCGGCGGCGUCGGAGGCCUCCGACGACACCUCCUCGGUUGCCGCCCCCGCCGACCCGUUCACCGCCGCCGUCGCCACGGUCGCCCGCGCCCCGGCGAGGGACUUCAUGGCCGUCCGGCAAGAGUGGGCCGCCAUCCGCAUCCAGACCGCGUUCCGCGGAUUCCUGGCUCGGCGGGCGCUGCGGGCGCUCAAGGGGCUCGUACGGCUCCAGGCGAUUGUCCGCGGCCGGCAGGUGAGGAAGCAGGCGGCGGUGACGCUACGGUGCAUGCAGGCUCUGGUGCGGGUGCAGGCACGCAUCCGGGCGCGCCGCGUGCGCAUGUCCACCGAGGGCCAGGCCGUGCAGAAGCUGCUCGAGGCGCGCCGCACCCAGAUGGAUAUCCUCAGGGAAGCCGAGGAAGGAUGGUGUGACAGUCAGGGGACACUGGAAGAAGUGAGGGUUAAGCUGCAGAAGCGGCAGGAGGGUGCGAUCAAGCGCGAGCGAGCUAUUGCGUAUUCAUAUUCACAGCAGCUAGAUGGCGCUGCGAAAUGCAAUCCUCCAAAGCUUAACUGUAAUGGCCGGUUAAACCACUCUGGUAUGCUGCUCAAGCAUCAGAAUUUUGACAAGACCAAUGGCAACUGGAGUUGGCUGGAGAGGUGGAUGGCAGCACGGCCAUGGGAGAAUAGAUUGAUGGAGGAGCACAACCAGACCAACUCCAGCUCACCAGAUCUCCGGCCAACCAAAAACUGCGAGGAUUCAUUCGGAGUUCUUGGGGAUUUCUCCGAGCCGAAUUCAGUGAAGGUGCGCAAGAACAAUGUCAGCAAGCGGGUCUGCGCGAAGCCACCAGGAGCAUCACACUCACAGACCCACCAUCAACGCUUCAAAGCACAGUCGAUCUCAUCUUUGAGCACUGAAUUACUCAAUGAUGAGAGUUCCGCAUCGUCAUCUUCUUGUUUCGCAUCGACCCCUAUAUCAUUAUCCACAUUUGUAACUUCGGAGAAGACCGAGGACACUGUCAGGACAAGACCCAACUACAUGAGCAUGACAGAGUCAAUCAAGGCAAAGCAGAAGGCGUGCAAUGCCCAGAGAAUGACGACGCUGAAGCAAUCGGAGGAUAGGAAAGGCAUGAGCGCUGAGUUGAAGGCCGUUCAAGUGUAGUAGUGUUCAUGGAACUCCAUGCAGAGAUGAAGCCGGCUCCUACAUCUUGCUAGGGUGUUUGUCAGUUGCCUUGCCACAUUCUUGAGUGGCGCUGUGCUGCAUUGUUGAGUUGUGUGUGUGUUGCUGGUCUGAUUGUUCAACGUCAGUCAGAUUGCCCCAUCUUGGAGCAGUCAUUGUCACUUUGUCAUUGGUAGAGUCUCUGUAAGAUAGUUCUUUGAGUAGAAAACAUUGUGGGUUGUUUCCUAAGUGUUGAUUGCUGGUGAAAAAAAGGGGGGAUAAUUUACCAUGUCCCUCGGCUUCCCAUGAUUAA